This is a messenger RNA of Musca domestica (house fly), 1852 nucleotides long. Its product is annotated as DNA-directed RNA polymerase II subunit RPB1-like. Lineage: Eukaryota; Metazoa; Arthropoda; Insecta; Diptera; Muscidae. The record is from RefSeq and is a predicted model, not a curated record. Bases 65 to 1852 code for a protein of 595 amino acids. The transcript has 4 exons.
GGAUUUGAAAAAAAAAGUGUAAAUAAUAAUAGAAAAUAAUAAAAAAUUUAAAAAAACUUAAAAAAUGAUACGCUGGAAAUCUUUGGAUAUAAUCAACCUGACAUGGACUUUAUUUUCCAUUGCCCUCGUGAUACCCACUAUUAACUCACUUACUGUGGAUAAUCAAUUGGUAUCGGCAAGAAAUGACUGUUUUGAACGCAUUGCUUUGGAGGCAAUGAUGCCAUUUGAGAAGACGUUUCGCACCGAAGACACCAAUUCGUUGAGAAGUUGCAAAGAGAAGUGUCUGCAGGAGGGUGACAAGUGUCAAUCAAUUUCAUUUGGAGUUCAUCGGCGUGGAAACGGCACUUGCCAGCUGUCCAAGGAAAAAUACGGAACAUCAGGUGGCAGGCCGAAUGGUGUGAUAUUUGAUCCAGACUUUGAUUUGUAUGCACGCAAAACGAAUUGCUUUGAUUUGGAUGAACCGAAUGAUAAUCUGGCCGAGACGAAUGGGUAUGGUAGUAGUUUGGCCCCAACUACGCCAGUUUUUCUAUCGAGCAGGCCAUCACCGGCUACGCCACUGUUGGUGGUUGAUCCCACACCUACGGUGUUGACAACAGUGGAGGAAGAAAAUACCCGAUAUCCAACUGCGACAACAGGUUAUAGCGAGACGACUCUGUAUAAUCGUGGUUCACCCACAAUAUUGGAUUCUACUGUACCCACUACACCAGCCGCUCCAAAUGGAGAUCGUCUUUAUUUUUCUCAGGACAUUUAUCCUUUGUUUAAAUAUCCCACCUUGUAUGAACCAAACUAUCCCGCCCCCAAUCAAGAUGUUUACAUACCGGGUGGUUAUGCUUCCAAUGCCCCUGAGGUGGGAGACCGUCCAACGUCGUAUGACGGCUCCAGGCCACCCUCAGUUUCACAAAGUGCAAGUGGUCCCCCCAAGCCUAUUUUUGGUUUGGGUUAUGGUAAUGGCUAUAGUUAUGGCACUCCAGAAUCUUACAAUCCCAAUACCAUGAGACCCGAAGAUUCGGGAUAUUCCUCCAACUCGCCAAGGCCCAAUAGACCAAACUAUGAGAGCUCGCAUCGUGAUCCCAUGCGUUUGCCGGGUUAUGAUAAUACCACACCAGGUUAUUAUGGAGAUUCAAGGCCUUCAAACAAUGAUCCCAACUCUGCUACAUCUCCCUAUGGUCCCCGACCAGGAAAUAGUGACUCAAGGCCAACAAAUGGGGAUCGUAAUGGUCCAGCGUAUGGCUCAAGACCUAAUAAUGAUCGCAAUGAUGGUGGUCCCCCUUAUGGUCCUCGUCCGGAUAAUGAUCGCAAUGGUGGUUCGCCUUAUGGUCCGAGGCCGGAAAAUGAUCGUAUUGGAGGCGGGUCAUACAGCCCACGACCAGGAAAUGAUCGUCGGCCAUCACCUGGAUACGCUCCACGACCGGAGAAUAAUGGUCAUAGCUCCUCGCCCCCACCAUAUGGUUCGCGACCAUCUUCGUCACAGCCUGGAGAUUUUGUCGAUUACACAAAUCGUCCAGAUCCACCGGUUGGUGGCGCUGCAAGACCCUCCACCUCUGCACCUUAUGGUCCUAACAAUGACAAUAAUUAUGUGCGACGUAAUGGCACCGCUGCCAGUCGUCCUCCGAAUGGCUAUCAUGAUGACAAGAAAAUCAAUACCUAUUUCAAUCCUGAUGACUAUCUGCCGGGAAAUAAAAAACGUCCUGGUUCCUAUGAGGAUAGUGAUCGUUUUGACCUCAAUCGUACACCAAUGAAAGGUAAGAUUUGUUGUGAAUUUUUUUUAGAACACCAUUGUAGCUGUAAUUUAAUGGUUCCAUUUUGGUUAUUCACUUCAUCAAUGCCUACGGAGCUCUUUUGGUUGGGAUAG